This is a messenger RNA of Zophobas morio, 1393 nucleotides long. Its product is annotated as basic-leucine zipper transcription factor A-like. The transcript is spliced from 3 exons. The coding region runs from base 38 to 1363 and encodes 441 amino acids. The record is from RefSeq and is a predicted model, not a curated record. NCBI's taxonomy places the organism in Eukaryota, Metazoa, Arthropoda, Insecta, Coleoptera, Tenebrionidae.
GAAAUUUCAGUCUCACUAAAAUCCGUAACGAUGAAAGAUGUCACUCAUUUUUAACACGUCGGUGAAUAAUUUUAGUGGUCGAUUGCCAAUUUUAAAAUUUGAUCAAAUGAAUCAAAAUCAGGGCCGAACAUUUGGCCCGUUACUCGGAUUAUUUUUGGUAAAUUUAUUAGCGAAACUAGUGACUGCAAAAUAUUACUCCUAUUUACCGUAUCAUUUUUCUUAUGAUCCCAGUCCUUGGUUGGCGUAUAAUAAACCUCUACCUAGUCACAAUCAUCACAGUUCGUACUCGCAAUGGUACCCUAUCAAAAAUCCGUAUGAACAUUUGUAUCAAGCUUAUCCCACUUUAACGACAGCGUCUCCGUAUCUUACCGGUGAGCACCAGGUAGAUUACGAUUAUCGUGAAGAGUACGAGUACCCUAUUAAUGCUCAGUACGCCAAUUACGACAGGCUGAUUCCUGCUGAAUCAAAUAAUAUUCAAAAGCAGGUGACUCAGUACAAAAGAACAAUCAUUCCUCAUAAGAAAGAACAAGAAGACAUUCCUCUAAAAUCACCCACAACCAUUUCCCCAGUCAUUAUAGACAAACCAGAAACAACUACUACGGUUACAACAACCGUUGUACCUACGCUUACCACUACAACCGCCAGGACGCUUGAACCAGUAGCUGCCGAAUCCAGUUUUAAGGUGCGAAGACAACCCACCCAAAAAUACAAGAGGAGAAGUCCAUCCAGACGGGAUAAGUACCCUCAAAGACGCAGAAGAACUACCACUCCAGCACCAGAAUACUACGACAGUUACGAAGACGAUUAUACAGAGAGAUAUCAACCAAACAGGAAACGAAGACCCCCAUAUCAACAAUCCUCCGAGUCCUAUUAUGAUGCUAAUAAUGAAGAGUACUACGACUAUGAAACUACUACGAGGUACUACAAGAAACAAAAACGCCGACCUACUAGAAAAGUAAACAGGAAUCAAAAUCAAAAUCGGAAUGACGAUUCAUUUGAGAUUGAGACGAGUACGGAAAGGUUUAACCCGAAUACUGAAAUCGUGAUCGUGAGGCAAGCUAUGCCCACUACUACUGCCGCCAGUACUACUACAAAUGGGGGUAGUACUACUACUGAACCGACCACGAUUAUUACCAACACAACUAGUUCGUCUACGACGACGGCGAGCACGAAUAAUACGUAUGGAUAUGGACCAUCCAAUGGAAACGAGCACGUGUCGUUUACUUAUGGCCCCCCAGUAGGACCCUACAGCCACUAUCAAGUACCCUACGUCGACUGGUACGCACAUGAGGCCACAAAAAAUGCAAUAGUGAAAAGAGUUCGAGACAUCGUUAACAUUGACGAAAGAUUAAACUUGAAAUAAAAACACGAAAAACAAAAUCUAAAUGUAGGU